This is a messenger RNA of Lasiosphaeria miniovina, 938 nucleotides long. RefSeq names its product purine nucleoside permease-domain-containing protein. Bases 1 to 792 code for a protein of 263 amino acids. The transcript is spliced from 5 exons. Gene Ontology annotation, cellular component: endoplasmic reticulum. NCBI's taxonomy places the organism in Eukaryota, Fungi, Ascomycota, Sordariomycetes, Sordariales, Lasiosphaeriaceae. Gene Ontology annotation, biological process: transmembrane transport. The record is from RefSeq and is a predicted model, not a curated record.
AUGGUGUUUAUUAUUAAUAUGUCCAUACUGGGUGGUAUUGCUUUGGUCAAGUAUACUAUUCAAGUUGCGCUCCAGUACGAGUUUAAUAGCCGAGAGAUUCCUAGCAACUAUCCAACCGGCUACGUCCCCUUCGGAACAACUACACCAGACCAGCCUCCCACCAUUUACUAUGGUACCGAGGUCUUUAAGGUCAACGAGGCGUUACGUAACUGCGCUUUCCAGUUCGCCCUCAACGUAAACCUGUAUAACAACCUCGAAGCCACCGCAUACCGGGCAAAGUACAAGACUGGGAGUAACGUCGAGCUUACUGCCAUCUAUCCUCCUUCUAUCGUUAGGUGUAACACUACUACGAACGACAACAUCACCACCAGCUGGACAAACGGUAGCGGAGUCUACUAUAAAACAGCGCAAGGAGAUAACGCCACUCUAGAAGUCCUUCUGCGUAUGGCCAUGGCUGGCCUGGUUGAUUUUAGGCGUAUUAUUAUAAAGAUCUCCGACUUUGAUCGGCCUCCUCCGGGUAUUACCGCAUAUAACCACCUGUUUGCCGUCGACCAGAACGGGUUCCCGCUUAUAAUCCGGAACCUUUUUGCUAUCGUUAUCGAGAUCGUUAACGGGAUCGUUGGCCAGUGGAACGACACAUUCGCUUUCGGCAUCAACGCAACCAACUAUAUCGGCGACAUCUUUGGCAGUCUCGGUGGCACUCCCGACUUUGGUCCUGGGGAUAAUAUGGGCACCACAACGUCGGCGCGAAGGGCGUCGCAGAAAGUCAACCGCUUCCGCAAGGUUUUGUAAGGUGGCAUCCCGAGCUGUACUGGUUGGUGGAGGCUAUUGCCGUUAUGGGUUUGGGGUGGAGCGACUAUCGGUCAUAGUAAGUAGAAGUAAUAAGGAAGAUAUAUAGACGGCGGACCGUGAGGAUCUUAUCAUCUUAUCGUCUUUCG